GUCAUUAUCGCGGGCACAAGAUGGCGCUGUGGUUGCAUUUGAUCCCGCAGUUGCACCGGCCGGGGGCUGCGCCUCGCCAUCACCAGUUCAGGUCCAUACACCCGGACAUGUUUGCAGGUGAGAUAUUUCCUGAGCUCUACACGACCACGUCAGCUUUGGAUGAUGAAGAGGACAGCACAGAGCCGGAGGAGGAUUCCUCAGAAGUAGAGGAGUGCGAGCCGUCCCCCUCUCCACGUCCGGCACUCUCCGCACUACCAGCACCACAACCCUCGCCCAAAGAAGACUCCCUCACCAACUUGGACUCUCAGUACUACAGCUACACGGUGGCGCUGGGAGUGACGGUGGGCGCGGGCUGCUUCCUGCUGGCGCUGAACGUGCUGGUAUUCGCCGGCAUCUACCUGCAGCGCGGCCGCCGGAGAACUGCACACCGCCGCCCGCGGAGGGAAGGCAGUUGCAGCAGUCGCAGCGGGGCGUCUCUGAGCAACGAGCCUACUUCUGUGACCUCUCCUCGCAAAAGCACGCUCAAGCGCAGCAGCGAGUCAGAACUCAAAGAGAGGCCGAGCAGCGCCGGCGUCGCGCCUCCAAAAAAACGCGUCCAGAUCCAAGAGAUAUCGGUGUAGACGAUUUUUGAACGUUAGUUGAUACAGCCGGUACAGUAUCUGUUACUGCAACUAUCUGGUGUAAGUGUGUGCGAGUAAUUACAAUGUGAUGACUAAUCGUGUGAGAGUGUGCGUAACUGUGGCAACGAAACGUUCAUCAUGAGGGAUCCGACGGCAAGAUGUCGUGUGGCAAUGAGCACACACUAUAUUAUGAAGUGUUUCUUCGUGACUGUGUGAGCAGUCUUUCCGUUGAUGCAGGCUGUAUGCUCCUAACUAUACAAAUACAACGAGCGUGACACAUGACGUACGUGUGUGGCUCAAGCGAUCUCUCUUCAGCGCUAGAAUACACUGCUGGCUGUGUUCAGAUACAAUCCACUUUCAUCGCGAGGUCAGUGCACAAUCGAUAUGUGAUUUUCAAUUUGCAGAGAAGUUGUCUAGGGUUGGGGGCCGUGUAUCCUAGCAUCAAGUAUCUACCUCCUGAACAAAUAAACGGUUUAGUGCAAUUUCCAUUUCUGUUAAGUUUUUGUUAUUGUUUGUCUCGA
Molecule: messenger RNA, 1141 nt
Organism: Spodoptera exigua (beet armyworm)
Lineage: Eukaryota; Metazoa; Arthropoda; Insecta; Lepidoptera; Noctuidae
Source: the annotation of a GenBank genome assembly